Drosophila rhopaloa is the source of this 1620-nucleotide messenger RNA. RefSeq names its product luciferin 4-monooxygenase-like. The record is from RefSeq and is a predicted model, not a curated record. The transcript has 3 exons. Gene Ontology annotation, molecular function: long-chain fatty acid-CoA ligase activity. Bases 1 to 1620 code for a protein of 539 amino acids. Lineage: Eukaryota; Metazoa; Arthropoda; Insecta; Diptera; Drosophilidae. Gene Ontology annotation, biological process: long-chain fatty acid metabolic process; fatty-acyl-CoA biosynthetic process.
AUGUCAUAUCAGCCAAAAACGCACUACGAUGCCGUGGACAAGAUUUGGAGCAGUGAAAAGGAGAAGUCCCAAUUCGGCGAGGAUCUGUCUAUUGGCGAAAUAAUCUUUCAGGAAAUGGUUCGCCAUCCCAAGAGUGUAGCGCAGGUAUCAGACUCGGAGAAAACGAUCCUUUUACGGGAGGAUCUGUUGAACAAUGCUAUUCGCAUCGCCACUUUUAUGCGCAACUUGGAUUUGACUCAGAGAGACAUCGUGGGGAUUAUUGCUCGGAAUACCACCCACAUUUCGGCCGUCGCCUACGCCUGCUUUUUCAACGGAAUCGCCCUGCACUCGCUCAACCCCGCCUAUUUAACCGAAAUUAUUGAGAAGCUGUUCCAAAACACCAAGCCACGCAUUAUUUUCUGCGAUGGUGAUGAGUACGAAAAAGUUCGGGCAGCUACCGCCAAGUUGGAUGUGAAGAUUGUCACAAUGCGAAAUCAUCCAAAGGGCGCUAUCAGUAUCCAGGAAGUUUUGAAGACGCCGGCGGAAGAAGGAUUCAGGCCCACAAGCUUAAAACAAGGAAACACCCACCCGAUCGCCAUACUCAGCACUUCUGGCACAACCGGCACUCCCAAGGCUGUUGUGAUGACCAACCACCGAAGCAUUCUAAGUGGCUUUACAAACCUUUCUACCGCAGAUAUCCAAUUCGGAUCCAGUUCUCUGGAGUGGGCCUUGGGUUUGCUGGCCGUGAUUUCCGCAGGUGUUUUCAGCACGAAGCGCAUUGUAACUGAGAAACCUUUCGAUCCGUCCGAGAUUCUUCGCAUAAUCGAGGAGUACCAGGUUUCCUGGCUUGUGCAGACUCCAGCCCAAAUGGCAGCAAUUGCUAAUUGCCCGGCUUUUGAGAAAGCCAAUUUACAGAGCCUACGUUCUUAUUUUUACACCGGUGGGCGAUGUACCAGGGAAGUGCAGAAGAAACUCGGCAGAAAAGUGGGUGGUGGCAUCCUACACUUUGGAUAUGGCUUUUCAGAGUUAGGAUCCUUUGCCACCCUUAACUGGAACUUCGAUGCCAAGCCCAAUUCGGUGGGUCGUCCGUGUCCUGGCUACAAGAUUAAGAUUAUCGACGACCAAGGCGAUAAAUUGGGACCCAACGAGGAGGGCGAGGUGUGCAUAAACAAGGGAAUCUUUUGGCCGGGAUACUAUGGAAACCCGGAGGCAACGAAAGAAAUCUACAAGGACAACUGGCUUCACAGCGGAGACCUUGGAUACGUGGAUAACGAUGGGUUCUUGUACGUAGUGGAGCGAAAGAAGGACUUACUCAAGUACCAAAGCAACAAGUACUAUCCGAACGAGUUGGAAGAACUGAUUUCCCGAAUGCCUGGCGUGGCUGAGGUCUGUGCCUUUGGCAUUUGGGGCGUGGAAAAUGGUGACGAGGGAGCAGCAACUGUCGUCAGGAAGCCGAAUGUCCUGAUCAGCGAAAAGGACGUGGAGGACUAUGUGGCUCAGCAUGCAGUGACUGAUUUUUUAAGACUGCACGCCGGAUGCUUAAUUGUUGACGACCUGAAGAGAAGUCCCAAUGGAAAAACAAACCGUGCUGCCAACAAGGAAUACUUUCUUCAAGCAAAGGGUAUCCAGAUAAUUACAUAG